AUGAUAGUCAAUAAUUUAAGAGAUUCAUCACAUCAAUUCAAUAAUGUACCUAUACAGCCUAUCCUGCGUAUUAUCGUUACUCGCCACUCAGUGGAUAAAAUGAAAAUGUUCACAAUCAUGACGAGUAGUAAACCAGUCCCAGUUGCAAAUGCAACUAACCAAUUGGUCCCGGAUCACUCCAAGUCCGAGACUAAUGAUGAUCACCACCACCACCACCACCACCACCACCAUCACCAUAAUCACCACCACCACCAAGACCAAAACCACCAUGUAAACAACGAAAUUCAAAAUGAGAAAGUUUUCGAGCAACACAUCACCUCGAAUUCGAAAACUGAGAUGAUUGAAGUUCCCGUUGAUAACAAGGUUCAAUUUGGAUUGCAGGAUGAAUGCAACAUUCCGGCAAGAGACGAAUCUGAUGAGUCAAAAAUUUGUUUUGAAACACCAUUGAGUUGCACAAAAGACGCACCAGAUGAAAAGAUCACCAGCUCCGAAGCCCCAUUAAGUGUGACAGGGGAUAAGCUGGACGAGCCGGAAGUACCUGAUCCUGUCGAUGUUGAACAGCGAGAAAUCCCGACCGAGAAAAAGUCUCCUCCUGAAUUGGAAAAAAGUGAGGGUGAACAGCACUUGAAGUCAGUCGACAACAACAACAACAACAGCAACAACAGCAAUGAGAAUGAAAAUGUUGCUGAUUGUAAAGAGACGUGCUUGGCUCCUCCUGAAACUGUCCCUGUUGCAAGUGACUUGAAACCAAAAGCCAAAUGGAAGGCAAGGUUGAGUCAGAAAUGGUCCAAGAUUGGAUCUGCUAUGAAGUCCAAAGCCGAGGACAAGCAGACUGCGAACUGUGAGACCAGAGGGACAGACAAUUCGGAGAAGCCUCCCUUCAAGGACAAGUUGAGGUCAUUGUUUGGGAAAAAGCGCAUGAGAUUUGAAACCACGGGUGAAGUAGUGGUUUUGUUUGAUGCCGACGACUACAAAGAUGAAGAUCAAGAGUUGUUUGUAGUCGAUGAUGAGGCUGAAGAGUGUUGUACUGCAACCAACACCACCCGCGUUGAUGACCCAGGAGCGAAUUCGAACUCGGGAGCUAUUGAAUUGCCAAUCGAAAAUCGUGAUAGCAAUGAAGUUACUGGUACUGUUGUCGAAGGCAAUAAUGAGAAUGCUCAGCACGAGGUUGAAGCUUCGCCACUGGUGUCAACUUGUCUGAAAGCUGAACUUGAAUUGAAGGCAGUUAAGGAGGAGUUGGCUUUGACGAAAGAGAUCCUAGAGUUGACUAGGCAGGAAUUGAGAUUGACGAGAGAAGAUUUAGAAUUGACAAGGAUUAAAGCUGAAGCUGUUGGUUCUGAAACAAAACCUGCCUGUCUUGAGAGACAAGUUGCUGCUCCUGAAAGCGAAGCUGCUGCUCCUGAAAGUGAGAUUCCUGAAUUGAUAACUGUUCCCCCUCCACCAAGACCUGCUACCCAAGACAUUCCAAUGAAGGGUAAGAAUGCCAGACUCAAGAGGAUUUGGAGCAAGGUAAAGAAGCCUUUCAAGAAGCGUGCUCGUGUUGCUGACGCCACUGUGAAUGCCCAGGAUUGUGAUGACGAUUUGUUGUCUCCUUAUGCUGGCCAUGAGUUGAAUCAUCCUCAUUCUGAACACGCUAUGAUCUCCCCUGCAAUUGACACUGCAGAAGCUGGUUGUGAAAAUGAAGGUGCAACCGCAGAUGUGUCCGAUGUUUGCAAGAAAGGCAAACGCAAGGGUAGACAGAAGAGAAAGCGUACUGACAAACCAGGCGAGGAAGAGAUGCCAGCUGAAAGUGGGUCGGCAAGUGAAUUCGAAGAAAUCGACCUUCUGGAGCCGCAGACUGGAAACAGCCAGCUCGGAAACAAUGGCACCGGGGUUCAGGAUACUGGACAAGAAUGGAGGACAAAGCACAUUGAUACUCCUUGUGAAGUUGACGAGUCCAGCAGUGUGGCGUGGUUGUUUGAACGUACUGCACCAGCACCCGAGAGAUAUGAACGGCGUGUCUGGAUGAUGGACUCGGAGAGAGGAUGUAUCAGUGUUGAUGACGAUGAAGUUGAACAAGCAGAAUUCAUCGGCCCAACUUGA
Molecule: messenger RNA, 2082 nt
Organism: Lodderomyces theae
Lineage: Eukaryota; Fungi; Ascomycota; Pichiomycetes; Serinales; Debaryomycetaceae
Exons: 4
Coding region: 1-2082 (693 amino acids)
Source: RefSeq, a predicted model, not a curated record